Lasiosphaeria miniovina is the source of this 1062-nucleotide messenger RNA. RefSeq names its product autophagy-related protein 3. NCBI's taxonomy places the organism in Eukaryota, Fungi, Ascomycota, Sordariomycetes, Sordariales, Lasiosphaeriaceae. The coding region runs from base 1 to 1062 and encodes 353 amino acids. Gene Ontology annotation, molecular function: Atg8-family ligase activity. The transcript has 3 exons. The record is from RefSeq and is a predicted model, not a curated record. Gene Ontology annotation, biological process: autophagy of mitochondrion; autophagosome assembly; nucleophagy. Gene Ontology annotation, cellular component: phagophore assembly site; cytosol.
AUGAAUCUUCUUUACUCAACCGUCAAUAGCAUUCGGGACCGGUACGCACCUGUCAGCCACACGUCGACAUUCCGCAAAACAGGCGAGAUCACGCCCGCCGAGUUCGUGGCGGCUGGCGACUACCUUGUGUUCAAGUUCCCGACGUGGUCAUGGGCCGACGCCGAGCCCGCGAGCAAGCGCGUCAGCCACCUACCGCCAGGCAAACAGUUCCUGGUGACACGACAUGUCCCCUGCCACCGGCGGCUCAACGACGACUUCGCUGGUGAUGCAGGCCACGAGGAGGCGGUGGUUGAGGGCGGCAACGGCCCCAAGGGAGACAACGACGAGGACGACGGCUGGCUUCGGACUGGCGGCCUGACGAGCUCGCAGCCGCUUAAGCGGAGGGAGGUGCGAACGGUGGACGAUGCCGGCAACGUCGGCGAGAGGGAGGCCGUGGAAGAAGAUGACAUUCCAGACAUGGAAGAUGAGGACGACGACGAGGCCAUCAUCCGCGAUGUCGAGGGCGACAGUGGCAGCAGUGGCAAACGCACUUACUCGCUGUACAUCACAUAUUCGCCGUGGUACAACACCCCGCGGCUGUACCUGUCUGGCUACCUGCCAAACGGACAGCCGCUGCCACCGCACCUGAUGAUGGAGGACAUUGUUGGUGACUACAAGGACAAGACGGUCACGCUCGAAGACUUCCCCUUCUUCGCGAACAACAUCAAGAUGGCCAGCGUGCACCCCUGCAAGCAUGCGCCCGUCAUGAAGACGCUCCUUGACCGAGCCGAUGCAGCCCUCAAGCUACGGCGGGAGAAGCUCAAGGCAGGCAUGGCGGCUGGGAGCGAGCAGGGCAUGGAAGGUCUCGUUGACGAGGCCCAAAAGCUCGACGUCGGCGGCGCAAAGGCCCCAGCGGCUGCUCCCUCUGGUUCGGGAGAUAACAACGAUGAGUGGGAGGAUGUCCAGAACGACAUCGCCGACCAAGAGGUGGCUAUCCGCGUAGAUCAGUAUCUGGUUGUCUUUUUGAAGUUCAUUGCCAGCGUAACGCCAGGUAUCGAGCACGAUUUUACUAUGGGUGUCUAA